ACUUAAUUUAUCUUAUACUAGCUUGUAAUAUGUCAUUGCUACUCUCAAAGCAUCCUAUACCCUUCUACUACUGCAUAGGUAUUAAAAUUAUGGCUAGAUCAAAGAGAUUGAGACAGUGUGAGAUCACAACAGAGGAUGAAGUUCAAUUGAAUGGUAAUGAACAAUCUCCUGUCUUACAAACACAGCAUAUCAUAGAACAUGAUGCAGAUGCAAGUUCAAAUAGUGAUUCUGAUUCUGCUUCUGAAAAUGAACCUCAAGUUCAAGAACAAGUGGAUCAUGAAUAUAAUGACACAUUAGAGAUAGAAGAUGACCAAGGACACACAACGAAUAAACGAGGAAUGACACGUGCUAAGGAUGUAUGGAACUUGCCUAAUGGGCAAAGAAUUGUAAUUAAAUGUAACAAAUUUGGGCAGCCAGUGAAGAAAGGGGGUGGCAUCCUUGGAGGUUGGCUUGGGACUCUUUCACGAAAAGGAAAUUUCUGUUCUCUUAGCUACAAUAGUUGGAAGAAAGUGCCUAACACAGUGAAAACCGAACUUAUUCAACUAACUCGGACUAAAUUUAAACUGCCAAUGGACAAUAAUGUCAAUGCAUGGAUAUUAAAAUCAGUUAGUCGAAAAUGGAAGGAUUAUAAAUGUGAACUAAAAGCAAAGUAUAUGAUAGAGGACUACACAGAGCAACAAAUAGUGAAUGUUGUUCCCAAGGAAAUUGUGCCUCAACAGUGGGUAGACCUUGUGCAUUACUGGUUUUCGGAAAAAAGUCAGUUAUACUCUCGGAUAGGGCGGGCAUCACGUGCAAAACAUACAACUCCUCACACAACAGGCUCUAUGUCUUUUGCUAGGAAAAGACAAGAAUUUGAAGAGAAAAAUCAAAGAGAACCUGGACGUAUUGAAUUUUUUGCAAUUACUCACAAAUCAAAAGAUGGGAGUUAUAUUAAUACUGCAGCAAGUAACUUCGUAAGUGAUGCCAUGGUAAAAGUGAAUGCUAGUAUCACUUCAGGAUCUUCAGUUUCAGCUUCUGAGUUGGAGAAUAAUGCUUUUAUUGGCAUGAAGGGAAAAGAUCGAUAUGGUCGAGUAAGAGGGUAUGGGAUUGGUGUAGUGCCAACACAAGUAUUUGGGCCACAAGCAUAUAUUGGAAAUGUUCGAUAUGAUGAUAAUAUAGAAGAAGUACAAAGAUUGAAAUCAAAAAUACAACUGAUUCAAGAUACAUAUGAGUCAAGAUUGGUUGGAAUGCAAGAAGAAUAUGAAUCAAAAUUAGAUAUGAUACAUCAAAAUUAUGAAUCACGCAUGAGUGGGAUGCAAUCUCAGUUGAAUGAAGUCACUUCUAUAUUGUUAAACUUUGUCAGACCAUCUGAUAUUUUAGGUGCCGAGCCAAGGGGUCGUACAUCAACUUAGAGAAUUUGUUUAAUUCCUCAUUUUGAGCUUUACUGGCAUUAAAACUCAAAUAGUUUAUCAUAUAUAUUUUAUUAUGUUGAUAAUUUUGGGUUUUGUAUUUAGUGAAAUUGUUAUGUUGAUCAUUUUGGGUUUUGUAUUUAGUGAAAUUGAAACAAUUCUGUAUCACUUUUUGUUUUAAAUUUGAAUUGUUCAAUGUUAACUAGUU
Ananas comosus (pineapple) is the source of this 1596-nucleotide messenger RNA. RefSeq lists its product as uncharacterized. Bases 30 to 1391 code for a protein of 453 amino acids. The record is from RefSeq and is a predicted model, not a curated record. Lineage: Eukaryota; Viridiplantae; Streptophyta; Magnoliopsida; Poales; Bromeliaceae. The transcript has 8 exons.